Molecule: messenger RNA, 234 nt
Organism: Phycomyces blakesleeanus NRRL 1555(-)
Lineage: Eukaryota; Fungi; Mucoromycota; Mucoromycetes; Mucorales; Phycomycetaceae
Exons: 2
Coding region: 1-234 (77 amino acids)
Source: RefSeq, a predicted model, not a curated record
AUGACACCCGACAAGAUGAGAGCUAAUGGCAUUAUGGUCAGAAGUGGCAGUAGAAGCGGAAGUGGAAGUGGUGGUGGUGGUAGUAGAGCAAGGUCAAGAGAAAUCGCUCACAAGGCUAUCAAGGCCAACACAGCCAAUACAGCCAAUACAGCCAAUACAGCCAACAACGUCAUAAUUGAAUAUACAUAUACCUUGUCUUCAUUCAAGAAGUCCGAUUUUUUCUUUGGUUUCUAA